Molecule: messenger RNA, 1663 nt
Organism: Paraphaeosphaeria sporulosa
Lineage: Eukaryota; Fungi; Ascomycota; Dothideomycetes; Pleosporales; Didymosphaeriaceae
Exons: 2
Coding region: 86-1663 (525 amino acids)
Biological process (GO): interstrand cross-link repair
Cellular component (GO): mitochondrion; nucleus
Molecular function (GO): single-stranded DNA 5'-3' DNA exonuclease activity
Source: RefSeq, a predicted model, not a curated record
CGCGAUCCCGUGCCAUCUCAAAGCGCGCAAUACACCAACGCGCCCACCCGCGGGAGAUGCCUUCCAGCGGCCCAGAAAUGACACUAUGGAUAACCACGUUGCGGCUGCAAUAGCGCAGGCAGCAAACAGCGACUAUGGCUCUGACGUCUCCCUCGCAGCCCUAAGCGACUACGGCUCGGACAUCGACUUGAGUGACAUACAGGAAGAUACAGCCUUGGGCAGCCUCCUCGUCAAACUCACCGCCUCCGCACCAGACGAAAUCGCAUAUCCUACAAUUGAGGGCGACGCUCAGGAUGUUGUCGUGGCCACGCACACGCGGCACCAGUCACUGGUGCACCGGGAAGAGCGCGCCGUCCAGAGUUCACCUGUCGUGGCAAGUGGCUUGUCGAUGGAAUUCGAGUACGAUGCCCCUUCGCGGCGGACGUUCAGCGUUCCUAGAGUGUCGCCACGCUCACAGAUGCAACCCACCCCUGAGCUCAGCCUGUCUGCCGAUCAAUCGCGAACACCUCUCGAGCGUUUUCGUACGAAGCCUAAGAAGCCGUUAUCUGUGACGGAUCUCGUCUCGCCGGCAUGGUGCGAACUGCAGUACUCAUACACCCUCUCCAAGUUCGGACGGAAGCCGCGCACCGAGGCCAUGAGAACGGGCUCGAAGAUACACCAAGAUCUGGAAGAUGAAGUCCACAUCACCGUACCAGUCGAGACUGUGAGCAAGGAGGAUCGAUUCGGUCUGAAGAUCUGGAACGCAAUCCAGGGACUACGUUGUCUGCGAGAAACAGGGCUCACAAGGGAGCUUGAGAUCUGGGGUGUAGUUGAGGGUCAGGUGGUCAACGGUGUGAUCGAUGAGCUCAGCUUUACUCGUCCAGAUCCUGACACAGAGAGAAAUCUGGUCGAGCUGUCUAAUGCGAAGCAGAGCAGUGGCACACUUCCUCAGGGUCAACCUAGCAUUGAACAAGCCUUCAGCAACGCUGGUGGCGGCAAGCUGGAUCCACCAGGCGUCUCCAUGAGUGCUUGGCGAGGUGCUAAGGGGAAGGACAGACAGGUAUACAUCGCCGAUGUGAAGACACGUGGUGCACGAUCAUUGCCUAAAGGUGCUUCACUGCGUCCCACUUGGAUGCAGUUGAUGCUGUACCGUAAGCUUCUCGAAUCGCUCUCACUGAACACGGUCGACGCAGAAACCAUAUUUUCCCGGUACGGUCUCGCACCACUGGAGUCCUUCUCGGAGGCUUUCACACUUAGCGGCGGUGUCCUUGACAGCACUGGCCCAGACAUCGAUCCAGAGAAUCCCUACAGCGUCCUCCAAGCUAAUGCACUACAAUCACACCCGAAUCUUUCGUCCUUGUGGUCACUUAUGAUAAGCGAGUAUCAAUACAUCAUGCCCGCCAUCAGCGACAUCUUGCGUGCAGAAUUUCGAUCCGCGACGACAGGAGAGGUUAUCGGUAAUGAGCUCAUUAAAUACAGUGCAGACACUAUUGAUGCGUAUGUCAAGAGCGAGAUGGAUUGGUGGAAAGGCGAUAGAGAAGCUAAAGGGGUCGAGAUCGAGGAAGCCUUCAAAUGUCGAACGUGCGAUUUUGCAGAGGAAUGCACGUGGCGUAAGACCAAGAUCGAAGAGGCGACAGAAAAGAGCAGGCUAAGGAAGGGAGCGAGGAUGAAGAGCGCCGGGUGA